UCGCCAGCGAGACAGGGCUGUCGCCGCCGCCAUUGCUGUAACCCCCCCGCCCCGGAGAAUCCACCGCCAUCCGCCACCAUGGUGAACUUCACAGUAGACCAGAUACGGGCCAUCAUGGACAAAAAGGCCAACAUCAGAAACAUGUCUGUGAUUGCCCACGUUGAUCACGGCAAAUCAACCUUGACUGAUUCUCUGGUAUGCAAAGCUGGUAUCAUUGCCUCUGCCCGUGCGGGGGAGACCCGUUUCACUGACACAAGGAAGGAUGAGCAGGAACGGUGCAUCACCAUCAAAUCAACAGCUAUUUCCCUAUUUUAUGAGCUUUCUGAAAAUGAUUUGGCCUUCAUCAAGCAGAGCAAGGAUGGUUCUGGUUUCUUGAUCAACCUGAUUGAUUCUCCUGGGCACGUGGACUUCUCUUCAGAGGUCACUGCUGCUCUUCGUGUCACUGAUGGUGCUCUGGUUGUUGUAGACUGUGUCUCUGGCGUGUGUGUGCAGACAGAGACUGUGCUGCGUCAGGCCAUUGCCGAGAGGAUCAAGCCUGUACUGAUGAUGAACAAAAUGGACCGAGCGCUGCUGGAGCUGCAGCUGGAGCCAGAAGAGCUGUACCAGACCUUCCAGCGCAUAGUGGAAAAUGUGAACGUCAUUAUCUCCACGUAUGGAGAAGGAGAAAGUGGCCCCAUGGGAAAUAUCAUGAUUGAUCCAGUGCUUGGUACCGUCGGCUUUGGUUCUGGCCUGCAUGGCUGGGCUUUCACUCUGAAACAGUUUGCUGAAAUGUAUGUUGCAAAGUUUGCUGCCAAGGGUGAUGCCCAGCUGAAUCCAUCUGAGCGUGCCAAGAAAGUAGAAGACAUGAUGAAGAAGUUGUGGGGAGACAGGUAUUUUGAUCCUGCUACUGGCAAGUUCAGCAAAUCUGCUACCAGCCCUGAUGGAAAGAAACUGCCCAGGACCUUCUGCCAGCUCAUCCUUGACCCCAUCUUCAAGGUUUUUGAUGCAAUCAUGAACUUCAAGAAAGAGGAGGCGGCUAAACUGAUUGAGAAACUGGACAUCAAGCUUGACAGUGAAGAUAAGGACAAGGAGGGCAAACCCCUGCUGAAGGCCGUGAUGAGGCGGUGGCUGCCUGCCGGAGAUGCCCUGCUGCAGAUGAUCACCAUUCACCUGCCUUCUCCUGUCACAGCCCAGAAGUACCGCUGUGAGCUGCUCUACGAGGGACCCCCUGAUGAUGAGGCUGCCAUAGGUAUUAAGAACUGUGACCCCAAAGGCCCCCUCAUGAUGUACAUCUCUAAAAUGGUGCCAACCUCUGACAAGGGACGUUUCUACGCAUUUGGACGUGUCUUCUCUGGUCUCGUCUCAACUGGCUUGAAAGUCAGAAUCAUGGGACCAAACUACACACCUGGCAAGAAGGAGGAUCUGUACCUGAAGCCAAUUCAAAGGACCAUUCUCAUGAUGGGCCGCUACGUCGAACCCAUCGAGGACGUGCCUUGUGGAAACAUUGUUGGUCUGGUUGGUGUUGACCAGUUCCUUGUGAAGACUGGAACCAUCACCACCUUUGAGCACGCUCACAACAUGAGAGUCAUGAAGUUCAGCGUCAGCCCCGUUGUGCGUGUGGCUGUGGAAGCCAAGAACCCAGCGGACCUGCCCAAGCUGGUGGAGGGACUGAAGCGUCUUGCCAAGUCUGACCCUAUGGUGCAGUGCAUCAUUGAGGAGUCUGGGGAGCACAUCAUCGCUGGUGCAGGGGAGCUGCACUUGGAGAUCUGCCUGAAGGAUCUGGAAGAGGACCACGCGUGCAUCCCUAUUAAGAAAUCGGAUCCUGUUGUGUCCUACCGUGAGACGGUCAGCGAGGAGUCCAACGUGAUGUGCCUUUCCAAGUCCCCCAACAAACACAACAGGCUGUACAUGAAGGCCCGGCCCUUCCCAGAUGGCUUGGCUGAAGACAUCGACAAGGGUGAGGUCUCUGCUCGUCAGGAGCUGAAGCAACGAGCUCGUUAUCUGGCUGAGAAGUACGAGUGGGAUGUCACCGAAGCCAGGAAAAUCUGGUGCUUUGGUCCCGACGGCACCGGCCCCAACAUCCUGACCGACAUCACCAAGGGAGUGCAGUACCUGAAUGAGAUCAAGGACAGUGUGGUGGCCGGCUUCCAGUGGGCGACGAAGGAGGGGGUCCUGUGUGAGGAGAACAUGCGUGCCGUGCGUUUCGAUGUGCACGACGUCACCCUGCACGCCGAUGCCAUCCACCGCGGAGGCGGGCAGAUCAUUCCCACUGCCAGGCGAUGCCUGUACGCCUGCGUGCUCACCGCUCAGCCCAGGCUCAUGGAGCCCAUCUACCUUGUGGAAAUCCAGUGCCCGGAGCAGGUGGUGGGUGGCAUCUACGGUGUGCUGAACAGGAAGCGUGGCCACGUGUUUGAGGAGACCCAGGUGGCCGGCACCCCCAUGUUCGUGGUCAAGGCCUACCUGCCUGUCAACGAGUCCUUUGGUUUCACGGCGGAUUUGAGGUCCAACACGGGGGGCCAGGCUUUCCCCCAGUGCGUCUUCGACCACUGGCAGAUCCUGCCCGGGGAUCCCUUCGACAGCGCCAGCCGUCCCUGCCAGGUGGUGGCUGAGACCCGCAAACGCAAAGGGCUGAAGGAAGGCAUCCCUGCCCUCGACAACUUCCUUGACAAACUCUAAUUAAACUCGCUGGACUCCGGGGAGGGGGGGAGUGAAAAAAUUAAUUAAUUAGCCCGUGCGAAGGGGUAGACGCCCGUGACCACCGUCUCUUUGCAUUGUUAAUUGGUUUCAUAGCGAUUUGAGACUAAAUGAGGAAGAAAAAAAAAAAAGCCUUAUAGGUUUCUGUGUUGCACAUGACUCAUCUUUGCCAUUGUAACUAAACCAUUUCCACUAGAUUUGCCCAAUUCUGUAUUUAUUUGACUCAAAGCGUUUCUGCAGAAGGUUGGGGGAGGGACAGGUGCUCCUUCGUUUCUCCCAAAACGGGGUAAAUCGAUGCAAAAUGAGGAAGGGGAGGGGAUGCCCGUCUGCAGUGUGACUGUCCGUCGUGACCAUCGCCGCCUGUAUUAGUGCCACUGGAAUUAAUAAAAUUGGAUAAUGGUGA
Messenger RNA from Gavia stellata (red-throated loon), 3076 nucleotides. It is a transcript of the gene EEF2, whose product is annotated as eukaryotic translation elongation factor 2. Bases 79 to 2655 code for a protein of 858 amino acids. The record is from RefSeq and is a predicted model, not a curated record. Gene Ontology annotation, biological process: translational elongation. Lineage: Eukaryota; Metazoa; Chordata; Aves; Gaviiformes; Gaviidae. Gene Ontology annotation, molecular function: GTPase activity; ribosome binding; translation elongation factor activity. The transcript is spliced from 15 exons. Gene Ontology annotation, cellular component: cytosol; ribonucleoprotein complex.